Coffea eugenioides is the source of this 681-nucleotide messenger RNA. RefSeq names its product F-box/kelch-repeat protein At3g06240-like. Lineage: Eukaryota; Viridiplantae; Streptophyta; Magnoliopsida; Gentianales; Rubiaceae. Gene Ontology annotation, molecular function: protein binding. The transcript is spliced from 2 exons. The record is from RefSeq and is a predicted model, not a curated record. Bases 1 to 681 code for a protein of 226 amino acids.
AUGCCGCCGAAGAGAAAGGGCCGACAAAACAACACUCACAAACCCACUAAACCAGACACUCCACCACCGACUAACAACGUCGUUUCAGGAGCCAUGUCCGACUGCAAGUUACCCGAAGACCUGUUGCUCUGCAUUCUCACCCGCCUUCCCGUGAAAACCAUCCAGCGAUUCAAGUGCGUUUGCAAGCCAUGGCUGAAACUCUUGUCCACCCCAAAGUUCGUCAAGAUGCACCGAGAGCAGACCACCAAGAACCCCCAAAAUCACUCCCUUAUCAUCCACAGCAUUGACGAGGUUUACUACCAUAAUAUGUCCCUGUUGAACAUCAAUUCCACUGCUGAACAACCCAUAAAUCUUGUCAACCCUUUUCCUGUAAUCUUCAAAGAAAUGGACUUGGUGGGCUGUGUAAAUGGGCUAGUUUGCCUCAGCUGUCCUCCUUUUGCCCAGAUGAUUGUCCUCUGGAACCCUGCUUUGAAUCUCUCGAAAGGCAUUAGGCAACCUAAGGGAGUAAUCGACGAAACCAUAGACAGAAUUUCACUGGGGUUAUGUUAUGAUGAAAGGAACGAUGACUAUAAGAUUGUGAUGAUUACGUGCUUGAAGCCUGAUGGAUAUACUCCGAAGAAUUUCUUGAGGGCUUAUGCUGAGGAAGGCCUUAUUGGACUGCAAUUAUCUAUGAUCCGGUGA